This is a messenger RNA of Seminavis robusta, 1239 nucleotides long. The record is from the annotation of a GenBank genome assembly. Lineage: Eukaryota; Bacillariophyta; Bacillariophyceae; Naviculales; Naviculaceae.
AUGUCCAUUCCUAGUAUCAUCAAACGUCUAAGAGCCAACAAUGAAGACUUUAAGCAGCUUAUUCUAACGGCAGAUGAGAUUGGUCUGCAAGAAAACCAAGAACAGCCAGAAGAUCCAAAUGAUGAGACUCGGGCAACGAGCAAGAACAUUGACAUAUUGGCUGAAGCUAUCCAAAGCAACCAGACUGUCCAAUCCGUGUUUCUAGACCAUUUCUUUGUCAGGAACUUGUCGAGGGAGGAAAUCUGCAAGCUCUUCACAGCAAUUGGCUCACUCCCCAGGCUGGAACAGUUGUCGGCGCUGUCCAGACAGGCUGAGGGAUGGUCAAUCCCUAUGCACGCCAUGUCAUGUUUUAUGGACCAAACCAAGGCACUUUCCUCCUUAAGACUAUCUUCCAUAGGAUUGGUGGGCACGGUAGAAGAUUUCACCAACUUCGCAAAGUCGAUUCAAAGCCAAUCCUUUAUGAAAGAGUUUUGCCUCCGAGGAGCCUGUAUAGUGGACGGAAGGAUACCGCUUGACAACCUCCUUCGUUCCUUGUCAGCCGUUCCCUUGCUAGAAAAGAUUGAGUUGACUGCUAUGGAUCUGCACCAAGAUCUCGGCGGAGAAUGGCCCAACAGUCCGUCUUCUGCCUUGAGAUUCUGUCAAUCGUCCUCCCUGAAGUCAUUGGAGCUUGGUGGAUGGGUGUUGGACGAAGAUCUGGUGCUUAAGAUGGCCUCGGCUCUUGAAACAAACCACUCUCUCAGAAGCCUCAUUAUGCUAGAUAGCAACAUCACCAACAAGGGAUGCGUUGCGUUGUCCAAGAUGCUUGCGGUCAACAAGACCAUCGAGAGGUUGGACCUAUCGUACAACCGAAUCAGUGACCCAGGCUGCAGUGCUCUCGCCAACAGCUUGACGUUUAAUACCAGCCUGAAAGAAAUAGGAUUGUUUGGCAAUUUCCAGGUCCGCAGUCGGGACAUGUUUCUCAGGAUUGUUGAGCAAAGCAACUUCACUCUUGAGGACCUGCUUUUGGAUUCUGAAUGGGAUGCCGAAAUGAACUUCUAUCUCAACUUGAAUCGAGUCAAUCGACGUGGUGUGUUGCAAAAUGAAGGCUUGACUCGACGUGAGUGGGUACACGCACUCGUAAAUGUCCAAGAUGAGAAGAACUGCUUGUUGGACGCACCUCAAGAGACCUUGAGCUACUUGUUUUAUUUCAUCAUGGCCAAACCGCACUUUGUUCUAGCAACUGUUACGCAAGGGGAAUGA